This is a messenger RNA of Cataglyphis hispanica, 1823 nucleotides long. Its product is annotated as cytochrome P450 6k1-like. Lineage: Eukaryota; Metazoa; Arthropoda; Insecta; Hymenoptera; Formicidae. Bases 159 to 1703 code for a protein of 514 amino acids. The transcript is spliced from 7 exons. The record is from RefSeq and is a predicted model, not a curated record. Gene Ontology annotation, molecular function: oxidoreductase activity, acting on paired donors, with incorporation or reduction of molecular oxygen; iron ion binding; monooxygenase activity.
CAGCAGUUUAUUCUAUCACAGCAGCUUGUUAUCGCGUGUUUGUAUAUAUUCUAGUGUGCCUAUUCGAUGGAACUUGACGUUCUGUCUCGAACGUUCGUUGUGUGUAAUAUUUACCUUCUGUGUAACAUGUGUGAGUUACUCAAGUUUGACAAAUUAAAAUGGCACUCAUAACUGCUUACUGGGGUUUGGACGGCAUUAUAGUUUUAACGACUCUCAUGAUAAUCGUUUAUCUCUACAUGACACGCAAUUUUAAAUACUGGAAGAAACGGGGCAUCUCGGAAAUCUUUCCACCGACACCUUUCUUAGGCAAUUUCACAGAAUGCCUAUUACUAAGAAAAGCACCAGCAUAUUUUCUAAAGGAGUUAUAUGAGCAAGCAAAGGGAUUACCUUACUUCGGUCUCUAUAUUUUCGACAAACCCUUCUUGUUAGUUCGUGAUCGAGAACUCAUUAAGAACAUCUUAAUAAAGGAUUUUAAUACCUUCUCCGAUCGAUACAUUAUGGCAGAUCCGAAAGAUCGUCUAGGUUGUAACAAUCUCUUUUUUAUGAGGAAUCCAACCUGGAAGAUGUUAAGAAUGAAAUUGUCGCCAUUCUUCUCAUCCGGUAAACUGAAAAAAAUGUUUGAAUUGAUGUUAGAAUGUGGAAACAAUCUAGACACGUAUCUCGAAUCGUUGAAAGAAGAUGCAGAAGAGAUGAUUGAAGUGAGAGAAUUAGCUGCCAAAUUUACCACGGAUGUCAUUGGUAGCACUGCUUAUGGACUCGAUGUGAAUUCGUUCAAGGAUCCAAACGCUGAGUUUCGCAAAUACGGCAAGAUGAUCUUUCAAUACGAUACAAUUCGGGGCUUGGAAAUGCUCGCGAUAUUUUUCCUUCCAAGUAUAGUUCGACUCACUCGUGUAAAGCUAUUUGGCAAAGAGCCUACUAUCUUUUUGCGCAAGGUUUUUUGGGAGACAAUCACUCAGCGCAUGGAAUCUGACAUAAAGAGGAACGAUCUCAUCGACAUUCUUCUCGAAUUGAAAAAAAAUUACGGUGAUCAGGAUUACAACGGAUUUAAAUUUGACGGGGAUGAUCUUAUGGCGCAAGCAGCCAGUUUCUUUAGCGCUGGUUUCGAAACAUCUUCAACAACAACGGCGUUCGCGUUGUAUGAGCUCGCAUUGCAACCUGAUAUUCAAAGUACUUUGAGGAAAGAAAUUGUCGAGGCUCUUGACAAAUCCGGUGGAAAAAUUACAUACGAUAUGACUACAUCGUUACCAUAUCUUGAUAUGGUGGUUUCCGAAACUUUGAGAAUGUAUCCGCCAUUGGGCUAUCUAAAUCGUAUGCCAAGUGAGACUUAUAAAGUGCCGAACUUUGAUCUCGUAAUUGAAAAGGAUACACCGAUAUACAUCCCGAUGCUUGGUCUACACUAUGAUCCGGAAUACUUUCCCAAUCCGAAUAAGUUUGAUCCGGAGCGAUUCAAUGAGGAAAAUAAACGUGACAGACCGGCAUGCGUCUAUUUCCCCUUCGGAGAGGGUCCACGUGCGUGCAUAGGCACUCGUUUAGGAAUUUUGCAAAUAAAGCUGGCACUUAUAAUAAUCUUGAGAAAAUGUGAAAUAACACCGUGCAAGGAAACUUUGAUACCAAUGAUAAUUGAUCCGAAGGGUGCCAUGACAGUACCAUUAAACGGCGUAAUACAUCUCAACUUCCGAAAAAUUAAAUCUAGCGCUCUUUAAAAUUACUUUACAAUAGUGUAUUUAUUGCAUUAUUUUGAUUCAUAAAAAUAUGUACAACUUGUGUGUUUUAAAAAAUGUGUAAAAAUAAAAAAUUGAAUAUAUUAUGCAUGAUACGUAAAA